AUGCGGCUGGUGAUCGCGGUGGCACAUCUCGCACCUCAGCUCGGCGAGUUUCAGGCCCAACAAGCCAAAUUCCUCAGUGAUGUGGAGAACGAGCUGGAGGAGCUGGCAGUCACCAUCGCGCAGGCCAAGAAGAUGGUGGAGCUCAUUAAGGAGGUAACCCUCGCCCCUCUCUCCCUGCGCUCAGGGCGCCGCCACAAAGGAGAAAAAAAAAAGCUCUUUGCAGAAGCCUCCGAGGUCCUGGCGACCUUCCAGAAGGAGGUGGCUGGUUUCAUCGAGGAUGGGGAGCGCUCCAUGCUGGGGGAGGCCGAGGCCGAUCUCCGCUGGAAGGAGGAGAGGCGAGCCAAGCUGGCCCAGUGCAAGCAAAACCUGGAGAACGUCCCCAGCACCGACACCAUCUACUUCCUCCAGGAAUUUCAGGCCUUAAAAGUAGCCAUGGAAGAAAACCUCUCCCCGUCUCUGAGCUUCCAGAAUGAGCUGAACUUCACCAAAUGCACCCAAGCCGUGGGCGCCGUGAAGGAUGUGCUGUCUGCUGCCUGCAAAAACCAGUGGGACCACUUGCAGGGGAAAGGAAUCGAUGGGCUGAGUUUCCAGGACAUGGAGGAAGAGAAGUCAAACAAUCCCGCCUGCCUGGAGAGCCGUGAUUACUUCCUGAAAUUCGCCUUCAUCAUUGACCUGGACAGUGACACGGCUGACAAGUUCAUCCAGCUGUUUGGCACCAAAGGGGCCAAGCGGGUGCUGUGCCCCAUCCCCUACCCAGAGAGCCCGACCCGGUUCAUCAACUGCGAGCAGGUGCUGGGUGUGAACCUCAUGAACCGGGGCAACUACUACUGGGAGGUGGAGAUCAUCGAUGGCUGGGUCAGCAUCGGUGUCAUCGCUGAGGACUUUGACCCCCGGGAGUCCUACAACCGCGGGCGCCUGGGGCGGAACGAGAAGUCCUGCUGCCUGCAGUGGAACGGACAGAACUAUGUGGCCUGGUUUGGUGGCUUUGAGUCCGUCAUCCAGCAGCCGUUUUUCCACACAAUCGGGGUCUUCCUGGAGUAUUCAGAGAAGGCCCUGACCUUCUAUGGAGUCAAGGACUCCAAGAUGACCUGCCUGCAGCAGCUCAAGGUCUCCCAUUUUACCAAGGGUCAGUUUGACCCGUUCCAGAACAAGAUCAACCACCAAUUCGCCUCUCUUUUCUUGUGCAAGCUGAAACCAGCCUUCUUCCUGGAGAGCGUCGAUGCCCACCUGCAGAUCGGGCCACUGAAGAAAGAUUGCGUCUCGGUGCUAAAGCGUAGGUAA
Molecule: messenger RNA, 1281 nt
Organism: Charadrius vociferus (killdeer)
Lineage: Eukaryota; Metazoa; Chordata; Aves; Charadriiformes; Charadriidae
Gene: TRIM47
Product: tripartite motif containing 47
Exons: 6
Coding region: 1-1281 (426 amino acids)
Molecular function (GO): protein binding
Source: RefSeq, a predicted model, not a curated record